Molecule: messenger RNA, 519 nt
Organism: Microplitis mediator
Lineage: Eukaryota; Metazoa; Arthropoda; Insecta; Hymenoptera; Braconidae
Product: peptidoglycan-recognition protein LE-like
Exons: 2
Coding region: 1-519 (172 amino acids)
Biological process (GO): peptidoglycan catabolic process
Molecular function (GO): N-acetylmuramoyl-L-alanine amidase activity; zinc ion binding
Source: RefSeq, a predicted model, not a curated record
AUGGAUUUAGACAUCCUACCAAUUUUGACGUUCGUCAAUCACACCGAGUGGAAAGCUUUGCCGACUACGGAACCACUUGAGAAAUUGGAUGUCAUUCCAGCUCCAUAUGUUACGAUUUAUCACACGGGUACUGAAACAUGUUUCUAUUUAGAGGCUUGUGCCCGAAUUCUCCGACGUCUUCAAGCUAGUUACAUCACAACCUAUCCCUGGGAUCGUGAAAUAGGUUUCAACUUUGUCAUCAGCGGUGACGGCAGCGUCUACGUCGGACGCGGGUGGGACACCGUUGGCGCUCACACCCUCGGACUCAACAGAAAGAGCAUCGGGAUCGCUUUAAUUGGAACAUUUUACGACAGAUCACCAACCGCUAUUCAACUUUCUUCAGUUGUAAAUCUCAUUAGAUUCGGCAUCUAUGGCAAUCACAUUGAUAAAGAAUUUAAAUACUAUUCUUAUCCUGAAAUGUCCUUACCAUUGUAUGCUAAAAAUAAAUUGACAGACGUUACUCAAGUGAUGGGUCAAUGA